Messenger RNA from Pipistrellus kuhlii (Kuhl's pipistrelle), 10243 nucleotides. RefSeq names its product protein phosphatase 1 regulatory subunit 9A (gene PPP1R9A). Gene Ontology annotation, biological process: neuron projection development; calcium-mediated signaling; actin filament organization. Gene Ontology annotation, molecular function: actin filament binding. The transcript has 21 exons. Gene Ontology annotation, cellular component: actin cytoskeleton; dendrite; postsynaptic density. The record is from RefSeq and is a predicted model, not a curated record. Bases 428 to 4462 code for a protein of 1344 amino acids. NCBI's taxonomy places the organism in Eukaryota, Metazoa, Chordata, Mammalia, Chiroptera, Vespertilionidae.
UUUUUUUUUUUUUUUUAAAUGUGGGCAGGGAGCUCGGCUCUCCCCGUGCCACCCUGGGAUCCGCCUGGCAGCCGCCGGCAGCCGCAGCCGAGGUGCGGGGACUCCAGGUGCUGCGGGGCGCGGAGCCGGCCUGCGCCCUCCCUCCCGCCGUGGCGCUCGGCGGCGUCACCUGCUCUCCCGGCCCUGCCCCGGGGCCCUGGGAAUCGGCCAGCCUCUCAAAUGAACCUCUAGGCUUGCUUUGAAAAAGCCGUUUUGUGUAACUCUUUGACUGAAUAAUUUCCUAAUACACCUGUUGCGUGGAUCACUGACACAGUAUGCUCUUUGAGAGGUACUUUUCCUUGACCACAUACUGGUGAUUAGAGAAGAGAGGCAUUUUAUUUUCAUCCCCUGAUCAUUAUGAACACUGGCUUUUCACCCUGAAAUAAAAAUGUUGAAAACCGAGUCUUCAGGCGAGCGAACCACUCUCAGAAGUGCCUCUCCUCACAGGAAUGCGUAUAGGACUGAGUUCCAGGCACUGAAAAGUACCUUUGACAAACCCAAGUCCGAUGGGGAACAAAAAGCAAAAGAAGGUGAGGGCUCCCAGCAGAGCAGGGGGAGGAAGUAUGGCUCCAAUGUCAACAGAAUUAAAAACCUAUUCAUGCAGAUGGGUAUGGAGCCCAAUGAGAACGCCGCAGUCGUUGCCAAAACAAGGGGCAAAGGUGGGCCUUCGUCCCCUCAGAGAAGAAUGAGGCCCAAAGAAUUCCUGGAGAAAACAGAUGGCUCCGUUGUGAAGCUGGAGUCCUCUGUUUCAGAGCGAAUUAGUAGGUUUGACACAAUGCACGAUGGCCCCUCGUAUUCUAAGUUCACAGAGACUCGCAAGUUGUUUGAGAGAAGUGUGCACGACUCGGGGCAAAACAACCGUUACUCCCCAAAGAAAGAGAAGGCUGGGGGGAACGAGCCUCAGGAUGAAUGGGGGGGCUCGAAGUCCAACAGAGGCAGUACCGACUCCCUGGACAGCCUCAGCUCCCGGACAGAGGCUGUCUCCCCAACUGUGAGCCAGCUGAGUGCAGUGUUUGAGAACACCGAUUCCCCCCAUUCCAUCCUUUCUGAGAAGGCUGAGCAUGAAUACUCAGUGACUGGGCAUUAUCCCCUGAAUUUGCCAGCUGUGACAGUCACAAAUCUUGACACCUUCAGUCGUCUUAAGGAGUCUGAUUCUUGCACGCCCCCGCGCAAACACGGUGACGAGGAUGCGGAGGAUGCUCAGAAGAGUCACGCGUCCCCCGUGCCACAAGUGGUUUCGAAAAGUACCUCUCUAGCUUUGACACCUAGCGAACAGGCAGAGCAGAGCAAGGAAGCCGAGGACUCCACACCUAACCAAGAGACUCCCGGCGGGGUUGACGGAGACGUCCCCGGAGAACCUUGUGCUGAGAAUAAGGCAGUGCCAGGGUCUGACAUCCUCUCCCCCCAGGGUGAGCCUUUGGGAGGUGCCAAAGCCAAUUUGGUUGGGAACGAGGCAGCGAUGAUGCUACGGAGGAAGGAGCUUGCAGGUGGUGAUUUUAUCUCUGCUGAUGCUUCUGGACCCAGCUAUGGGAAGGAAGUACCUGAAGAUUCAAGUCAUAUUGAGAGCCCCCACGUUUACAUGCACAGUGACUAUAAUGUAUAUAGGGUGAGAUCCAGGUAUCAUUCCGACUGGCGAGAGACAGGCACUGAGCAGGACGAGCAGGAGGACAGUGAUGAAAACAAUUACUAUCAACCUGACAUGGAGUACUCGGAAAUCGUCGGACUGCCAGAAGAAGAAGAGAUCCCCACAAAUAGGAAAAUUAAGUUUAGUAGUGCUCCAAUUAAGGUUUUCAGCACAUACUCCAAUGAAGACUAUGACAGGAGAAAUGAUGAAGUUGACCCUGUGGCUGCUUCAGCUGAGUACGAACUUGAAAAGCGUGUAGAAAAGUUGGAACUUUUCCCAGUGGAACUGGAAAAAGAUGAGGAUGGACUUGGCAUAAGUAUUAUUGGAAUGGGUGUUGGAGCAGAUGCUGGACUUGAAAAGCUGGGGAUAUUUGUCAAGACAGUAACAGAAGGUGGUGCUGCUCAGCGGGAUGGCAGAAUACAAGUCAAUGAUCAGAUUGUAGAAGUGGAUGGAAUCAGCUUGGUGGGAGUCACACAGAAUUUUGCUGCAACAGUUCUCAGAAACACCAAGGGCAACGUCAGAUUUGUUAUUGGGCGAGAAAAACCAGGACAAGUGAGUGAGGUUGCGCAGUUGAUCAGCCAGACGCUGGAACAAGAAAGGCGCCAGAGAGAGAUGCUUGAGCAGCACUACGCCCAGUAUGACGCCGACGACGAUGAGAACACGGUGGCUGACUUGCAAGGAGUGUCUGGCAACUGCAAUAACAAUAACAACUAUUCCCUUAAGACAGGAGAAUAUGCCACCGAUGAAGAGGAGGAUGAGGAAGGAACCACCCUGCCCAGCAGUGACGUGGCCAUUGAAGUCUUUGAGCUGCCUGAGAACGAGGACAUGUUCUCCCCGUCAGACCUGGACACGACCAAACUCAGUCACAAAUUCAAAGAGUUGCAAAUCAAACACGCAGUUACAGAAGCAGAGAUUCAAAAAUUGAAGACCAAGCUGCAAGCAGCAGAAAAUGAGAAAGUGAGGUGGGAACUAGAAAAAAACCAACUCCAACAGAAUAUAGAAGAGAACAAAGAAAGAAUGUUGAAGUUGGAGAGCUACUGGAUCGAGGCUCAGACCCUGUGCCACACAGUAAACGAACACCUCAAAGAGACUCAAAGCCAGUAUCAGGCCUUGGAAAAGAAAUACAACAAGGCGAAGAAACUGAUCAAGGAUUUUCAGCAAAAAGAACUUGAUUUCAUCAAGAGACAGGAAGCAGAAAGGCAGAAAAUAGAAGAUUUGGAAAAGGCUCAUGUUGUGGAAGUUCAAGGCCUGCAAGUGCGGAUCAGAGAUUUGGAGGUUGAGGUGUUCAGGCUGCUGAAGCAAAACGGGACUCAAGUGAACAACAACAACAACAUCCUCGAGAGGGGAACACCGCUCGGAGAAGUCUCUCGGGGAGACACCAUGGCGAACGUGGAUGCGAAGCAGAUGUCCUAUCCAGACGGCCUGAGUCAAGACUUGAACGAAGCGGUCCCUGAGACAGAGCGCCUGGAUUCGAAAGCCCUGAAAACCCGAGCCCAGCUGUCCUUGAAGAGCCGACGCCAGAGGCCCUCCAGGACAAGGCUCUAUGAUAGUGUCAGUUCAACAGACGGGGAAGACAGUCUAGAGCGAAAGCCUUCAAACAGUUUCUGUAACCACAUGCACAUUACCAAAUCACUUCUGCCCAAGGGUUUGCGAACUUCUUCUCCAGAAUCAGAUUCUGGUGCUUCAUCCCUCACUUCCGAGGCUGUCAGUAUGCCCUUCUCCAAGUCUGACCAGAUAACUGAAUCUCAAGGACCCCUGCACCCAGAGAGGGAGCCUUCCUCCUCUACUUGGGGAGACAGUUCACUCUCCUCUCCUUCAAAAUCUGAUCAUGAAAUUGAAGAAUCUCCUUGCCAUCAUCAAGCCGCCACCAAGAAAAUAUCUCAAGAAAAAGACGGUGCCAAAGGUCCCAAAUCACUAAGGGCGUCCAGUUCAUUGGCGGUGCAAGGAGGGAAAAUUAAGCGGAAGUUUGUGGAUCUGGGGGCACCAUUGCGAAGGAACUCCAACAAGGGAAAGAAAUGGAAAGAAAAAGAAAAAGAAGCCAGUAGGUUUUCUCCAAGUAGCAGGUACGGGAUCUUCAGAGGCAGGCUGGACCACUGGAAAGCGAAGCCCUCUGCUGCAGCGCCGGCUGCCCCUCGCUCACCUUGCAUGCCUUUCUCCUGGUUUCAAGAGAGCCGAAAAGGAUCCUAUUCCUUCAGGAACCUGCCUUCACCUCCAAGUCCCCUCCAGCCUUCUCCUGAAACUCUAAUUUCAGAUAAAAAGGGGUCCAAGAACUUUACCUUCAACGAUGACUUCAGUCCCAGUAGCACCAGCUCGGCAGACCUGAGCGGCCUGGGAGCGGAGCCCAGAACCCCGGGGCUCUCUCAGUCCCUGGCGCUGUCGUCAGAUGAGAGCCUGGAUAUGAUAGAUGACGAGAUCCUUGAUGACGGACAGUCUCCCAAGCACAGUCAGUGUCAGAAUCGGGCCGUUCAGGAGUGGAGUGUGCAGCAGGUUUCUCACUGGCUCAUGAGCCUAAAUCUGGAGCAGUAUGUAUCUGAAUUCAGUGCCCAAAACAUCACUGGAGAGCAACUCCUGCAGUUGGAUGGAAAUAAACUGAAGGCUCUUGGAAUGGCAUCAUCGCAGGACCGAGCAAUGGUCAAAAAAAAGCUCAAGGAAAUGAAGAUGUCUCUAGAGAAGGCUCGGAAGGCUCAAGAGAAAAUGGAGAAGCAGAGAGAGAAGCUGAGGAGGAAGGAACAAGAGCAGAUGCAGAGGAAAUCUAGGAAGUCAGAAAAGAUGGCAGUAGAGGGUGCUGGGGAGCAGUAACACACCUCUUCUAGGCGGGUUGCUCCAAGAGAGGGCCCACCUCUUCCUGCCCCUCUCUCCUCUAGGGGAAUGAAGAGGAAACUGAGUGCUGUAGGCAGAUUCUGGAACCCGGUGUUGAAUACCUGCAUUUUCUGUGAUAAUAGAAUUCUCUUCAUUUAACCUACUCAAAUAAUCCCAAGCCACCUUUAGUUUAUUAACAAACCAAGGAGCUCAUUUGUGCAAGAUGCAAAGCAGCUAUGUUUCCCGCUUCUCUGGCUUACCAGCAGCUUGUAUUGUGUUGGGUAGGUGUGUGUCUUGCUUGGAAAACCAGCAUGGCAGUGCCCAGUGAGAGCAUGACCCACCCUGGUGGUGUUAAAUGGAGUGCCAUGGACCUCCAGCAUGGGGUCCUGACCCUGGGUGUUUGUGUAUGCCUACAUGGCUUGAGAGCGCCCUCCUGCCAUGAGAUCUGGGCUGCAGGAUCCUCUCCAAAGUGGGAGAAAGGUCCCCCUUGUUUCUGUGUCUGCACAGUGAGCAACCCCACCGUGGAAACGUGUGUGUGCUCCGCCCCAGAAUCACCUCCCGUAGCAGUAGGUGAGCACACUAUUCUGCUUGCUGAGCACCUGAAGGAGAGAAAAGAAUUCUAGUAGGGGUUAACUCCAGAAGGAAGCAAAAGCCUUAAGAAUGUGAAUGUGGCAUUACCUUGGGAUUCUGGGGAUAAUAUUUAUCUUCCAGACUUAGCCAUACAAAGGAAAAAUCUGACGUUAAUGCAGCCAGGGGAUAUUGGGAUCUGUUGUUUCCUUUGCUGCUGCAGCGUCUCAGUUUGUCCGCAGCACUGACACACACAACAAAAUUCCUUUUCCCCAACAAAUUGAACAGGAAAUUGGUUUUCAAGGAAACCAACAUUUUCAGGUUUCCUCUCCCGGGGAACAUUCUGGAUAGUCUGCAGCCCGAUGAUGACACAGUCAGGAACUCGUCACAUAUUUUCUACUCAAGAUUUCCCAAGUGGACUUGGCUAGUAUUUUAACAAAUGUACAUUUAAAACAAUAGAAAUACCAGUUUAAGAACAUUUAGAUGUAAGUAACAGGCAACUAGAGAAGCAAUUUUACUGAGCACACAGAAUGUCCUUAUAAGGGUGAGCUGUCCGUUAUGUUUAGAGAUGCUCUGAAUGGUUUUUCUGAGCCAUUCUCUUCCUUUCUUUAGGGGUCUUCAUUUAAUGUUAAAGUUUAAGAUGGUACCCAUAAUACAGUCUAGUGGUGAAGCUCAUAUUUUAAAGCCAGUAUUACAGAUUUCAACAUUUCAUCAAACUAAUUCAAAUGCCAGGGACUAAGGCAGAAGGAGGAGAAAUGAACUCAUCUUGAGAAAUUUCAAAUAAUGGAUCUUUUUGUUGAUGUUGUUGUUUUGCUUCUUAUGUUUAUGCAUCUGGUUCUGUUUGCUGCACUGGCCCCUAAAAAUGAGGUCACCCACUUUCCAGGGGGUGGGUUCCAGAACCAGAGUUGAGAGCAGACUCAUUCUUGGACAAGUAUUUUACUUCCUUUUCUGCGUAGAGUCUCAGUCCAUAUCUUGCGCUGGAGAUGUAUAUACACAAAGCUUGGGGGGCUUUUGGAGGUUAUACAGGUAACAGAUCACGUAAAGGGCUCCAGCCCUUAUAGCUCUAUCUCGGAUUUUGAGCAUUGUGUUUUGCUUGUUUCUGUUUUCUGCUUGACUGCAUAUGGGGAAAUCUGGAAUAAUCUAAACUAGAAAUACACAAUUCAGUUCUUUCCCGAAGGCCUGCCUCCCUUUUAGUGACAGAGUAUUGCCUGUUGGGCUCCAGUGCUUCUGUCACUAGCUAUAGAUCAUUUGCUGUGUUUUACAGUUAUCCGUCACUAUGUAUAUUUUCCCUGUCUGUCUUCAUUUUGGGGUAUGAUAAUGAAGCCGCCAUACUGGAUAUUCUAUUAAUAUUUUGAGAUGUGUGGUGCUUUGCUAUUUAUUAAUACCAUGAGAAACAAGGAACCACUAUGACUGAACUAUCAAUUCCAGCAAAUCCUUUCUGAUACUAAAAGACUAAAUUAGUCAAAAUGUGGUAAUAUUAGUGCUUGCUAUUAUACAUGUUUGCCAUCUUUGAAAAAAAAGUGAUCUGGAUCACACUGGAAAUUUCACUGUAUUCAUUUUAAGAAUGAAAAUGGAAGGAUGAUUAUCUUAUGUUUACACUUUGGUAAUAUUUGAAAAUGGAUGUAAAUACUGGAAAUAUCUGUAAGUCUCAGUCUCUGCACAUAAUUUAUGAUCUAUUAUAUUGCAUUUCCUUAGUCUUCAAAUAUUGUUCUUUGUUUUCAGUUUAUUUGUAUACUUCCAAUGUUUAGAUUAAUGACCAGCUGAUAAUAUUAUUAAUCAGAUUCUUUUUCUUCAAAUCAUUUCAUUUGUGUUAUAACUGUUUUGAUUUUUAACUUAAAUUAUAGUAAUUUUCAUCUGAAUUUUUGUUAAUUUUUUAACAUUACUACUUAAAACUGCUGAAAUUAUAAGAGGCACUUGAUUUGAUUGUCCAGCAAAGGAUAAACUGUAACUGACUGGUGAAAAGGCAUGAAAACAGAGUGAAGGGCCUCAGGACUUGGGAGCAUUUUGUUUUCCUACUAUUUUUGUUUUGUUUUGUUUUUUUGUUGUUGUUAUCAACUCUAGUGCAUGAUGCCUAAGUGAGGUACCAGUGCCGUAUGCAAUUCCUGCUCUAAUGCUAGUGGUUUUUAGUAUCCUUGCAAUUUAACACAGAAAUGUUGCUUCAUGAACCUUUAAAGCUUGGCGGUUUUUUUCUUUAUUAGAAAAUGAACAAAAAGAGAAUAUCUGGUAUAUUCUCUAAACGACAGCUCUAUAUGACUCUGGCAAUAGCCAAAAGUGUUUGGGAAUAUAGGCAGUGCUUUGGGGGACAGGGUGUGUGUGGUGAGGAGUGUCUAGGUCAGGAUUUUCCAUUGAAGGACUUCAGUUUUGUAACAGAAUUACCUUCUUUAAGUCCAUCUCCCUUAAACUAACUCCAGUUCAUGUAAUGGUUUUCUCAUCCUCGUUCAUAUUCUCUCUCUCUCUCUCCCUCCCUCUCUCCCUGAAUCAGAAGUUAACUAUGCUGUCUUUCUUUAGCUGUGAGUUGAUGAAUUUCCCACCCUCAACAUCACAUAAGCAUCAUCUUUAACUCCAGCGCUAAUGCCAACCUCAGCUUUUAAGAGGGAGGCAAUGGGAACACCUGCCUGGUGCUCCUGUUAUCCUUGGAAACCAAGUGGCAAGAGGAAGUGAGGACCCAAAUUAACCCUCGCCACUGCCUGUUAUUCUGCAGUCAUCUCUACUCUGAAAUCUUAAGAUGUCCAAGGCCGGGUUACAAAUAUAAUCACAGAUUGUUUGACUUUAAAUGGCCCUAUGGUUUUUGCUCAAGACAAAUAAUUCUCAUCUAGGUUCUUUGUGUCAUUGAAUUAGCAUGCGCUUUGAAAUACAUUUUAAAAGGUAAAUUUUGCAUUUAUAUGGAUAUUCUAAUUCGUUUAAAAAAGUGUUCAAAGUUUAUGUAGACAGGCCUAAAGAGAGAAAACCAUGUGUUUAACAGUGGGAUUUAAGGAGAUUCUUAAGAGAGGUGUCUUAACGAUUUUUAAAGAAGUAACUACACUUUGAAUGUGUGGUAGCCCCCUCAUUACACUGAGAUAUUUAAGAAUUACCAAAUUCCAUCUGAGUAACUGAAUGCAGCAUCCCGAGAGAGACAGCAGCACCGGGGUUCAUGUCACCUCCUUAAGUCCUGAGUGGCUUCUGAAUUUUCAGAUUUGAUCAAGGAUCUGCCUGUAAACUCUUCUGAAACCUUGAAGCCUUGAAGGAUGAGGGAAAUGAAAUGUCCAUAUUUUCUACUACAAUUGUUUUCAUGAUGAUGAUGGGGUGGGAAGUAAAUUUCUAAAAGAAAACAGGGUUGUAAGAAAUAUGAAUGUGGUUGCUGCAAUUGACUCCUGAAAAACAGUCCUAGUCUGCAGGCAGAUUUUAUUUAUGUUUUCCUUAGUUAUUUAAAGUCUCAGGAAACUGAAUCUUGAUCCAUAACACUGCGGGGGGGGGGGGGGGGGGGGUGUAGGAGGGAGAAUAACACCAGGACUACACCAGUAGUAUUUGCAUAACAAAGUAGCAGUGUAGAACAGACCCAACCAAGAAGCCUGAAGGCAAAGAAGAAGCCUACAGGAUCCAUGUCCCCCUGGGAAAUGAAGCCUGGCCUUCUCACCAGUGGUGAACAGAGGAUCCUUACAUGACGUGUUGAGGGAACGAUUCUUACUUGAAGGCUCACAUACAUAAGUGUGUGGACCAAGUACAGCACGUGACUCACUUCCAAAUCUACAGAGUGGGGAAGUCAAGAAACAGGAUGCUUUCCCAUCCUUGGCCCUACCCCAACCUUUAGCGCUUAAGAUUGAAGACUGAGUAAGAGGCAAGGGAUAAGGGAACAAGAGGCAACUUCUCAAUAUUGUGCAUGCCACUUGUGUAGCUAUUCAGACUACAUAUGUGUGAAUAUCUCUCUCAUCUCGCGCACACAUCCCGCAAUGACGUGGCAUUAAAAUAGAUGCUGUCUUUGGAACUUAGUGUUGUCAGUUAGAACCCCAGCAGUAAUCAUAGCCUUAUUGCCACUUUUUGUGUUGUGUAUACAUUGAAUGGCUCAUAAGAUUUUAAGAGAUUAUUUUAAUGUAUUUCUUCUACUAAAUGCACUUAAUCCUAUAUGUCUAUAUAUUUUGGUAAAAUUGGUUUAUUAGAAACUUGGUAUUUUAGUAAGCUAAACUUUUCCUCAAAUGUUUGAUUAAUGCUUUGAUGUCGAGAUUGCACAUCGCUGAGUUGCAACUCAGAAGUUUCUGCCACUUCAGGCAUUUUCAACUGCAGACCGCAGUGUCCUUUGCUAAAAAUUGCACUGCGUGUUCUUGUGCAUUUGCUCAUGCUCUAAUAUGACACUUUUGGUAGCUGUGAUAUAUAAGCCACUAACUCCUGGCUCUCUGAUGGCAGCAUUGUCAUUCCGUGACCAUUUAUUUCCUCUUCUGCUGAGUGGUAGCCUGGUUAGGUCAUUGCCAAAUGAACAUGAGUGUGAGCGUGUUGUUGGAAGGUGUAUACUUCUAGUUCUCUGGCUGUUUUUUAGACAACCCAGGUUCUCUGUUAAGGAUUUCAUCUUUCAUCUGUGAAAGAACAAUUCGCCAAAGAUAGUUAAAUUAAAAAGUGGGAAUUAAGAAGCACUCCGGCUAGAAAACACCUCCCAACAGCAUCAGACUUCAUUAGUGCUUAGUGAAAUCUCUUAAAUAUUUAUGUGUAUGUUUUCCUUAAUAUUAUUUAUGGUCAUCACUACUGCUUUUGUAUUUUUUAAUGGUGUUACAAUGGAACCACAAGUAUACAUGCUGCAUAUGACUAACAAACUGGCCGGCUGAAAAAAUGAAAAAAGAGAGAGAAUGAUUUAAGUACCAUUGUAAGAAAUUGGUUUGUUUUCAUCUUUCUUUAAAGGGGGGUAAAAAGUUGUUUGAAAGUCAUUUUAAGUCCAAUAAAUAUGGAUAGCAUGUUAUCUGAAUCUUGAUUUGUACCUUUCGGUGUCCAAUCAUUUGCAUGGAAGAGACAAUAGUGCCACGUCCGAAUUGUUCUCUGUGCUUGGUUAAUAUGUAUUUCUCUAGAUUGUUCCAUUUCAAAUGGCAUUUCUUACUCUUUGAUUUUCAGAGGCAUUUGAAGCAAGAUAUUCCUUGUUUUCUGACCAAUCUAAAAAUACGUGUGAUUAAGUUUAAUUUGUUAGUGUAAAUAAGUUUCUUGCCAAUGAGUAUUAUUGUUGUUAGACAACGAAUGCAAUAAAAAGAGUAAUACUGA